UCAUGUAUUCAUUACGUCUUUUUGCAAACAAAACAUCGACUAUUAUUAAAUAAGGUUUUAAUUAAUUUUAUAAGAAUACAAAAGCAUAUCGAAAACAAUCUAGAUUAAAAAUGAAAAUCAAGCUGCUACUAAAGAAAGUCAAUUAUAAUUUUUGAUUGAAUAUCAAAUCAAUAUCAACACAAGUUCGUACAUUGAAGAUUAACAAAUUAAAAGUAUUUCAAAAUGACUGUCGAUUUUAACGAUUAUUUUUGGGGGGAGAAGAACAAUGGUUUUGAUGUUUUAUAUCAUAAUAUGAAAUAUGGUCUACAAGCCAGCAAAGAACUUUCGGACUUUUUUCGAGAAAAGUCAAGUAUAGAGGAGCAAAAUUCGAAAUUAAUGUCAAAACUGGCUCAUAAGGCCAGUACGGGAACAUUAAAUAGUACAUUUUCACCAGUAUGGACCAUUCUUAGGACAUCGGCAGAAAAAUUGUCUACACUCCACAUGCAAAUGGUGCAAAAACUCACAGAAUUGGUUAAGGAUGUAACGAAAUACACGGAUGAAUUGCAUAAAAAGCACAAGACUGUAAAAGAAGACGAAGCACAAACGUUGGAAUGUGUUAAAGCAAUACAAACAUCUACUGCGGAUGUACAAAAGGCUAGAGAUAUGUACAGUAGUAAGGCACAAGAAUUAGAAAAACUACGAAAAGAUAAUUCAUCACAAAAAGAUAUUGAUAAAUUGGAAACGAAACUACGCAAACUACAAGACGACUAUAAAGUAUUAUUAGAUAAACACAACCCCAUUAAGAACGAAUUUGAACGUCGUAUGACGCAGACUUGUAAGCGAUUUCAAGAAAUUGAAGAAAUGCAUUUGCGUCAAAUGAAAGAAUUUCUUUCUACUUAUUUGGAAUUGUUGCAAAAUAACCAUGAUAUGGUUGGACAGGUACAUUCCGAUUUUAAGCGACAAUUUUUAGAUAUGACUGUUGACAAAUUGCUGGAACAAUUUGUAUUAAAUAAAUACACUGGCUUGGAGAAACCCGAAAUGCCAGAACUUGAAUUCAUUCCAUUAUCUAUAAAUCAACAAAUAUCAGCCACUUCAAAUAUUCGUUUGAAUCAACCCUCUGUUGCUUCAAAUUCAAAUUCAGCCACUAGCAUCAAUCGUGGUGGGAACGUUUCGAUGGAUUUACGCGGUACCGAAGCUGUAUCAGUAGGUAGUGUUGCAAGUGGCAGCGGUAGUAUUAUGAAUGCUGAUGACUCUGUAUUGGAUGUUAACAGCACAAAAACUACCACAUCGAGGCCGACUUCGCCAGAAGUAACCUCUACACCAAAUGCAGCCGCAACAGUAACUGCAACGACCAGCACCGUCAAAAGUAAUUUUCGCAGUUGGUUCUCGUCAAACAAUCCCAGCAAACAACAGCCACAGCAACAAAAUACCGGAAUAUCUACGUCUGCCACUAGCGGUAGUGGAAAUUUCGGUAUGGAUAGUAAUUGUAUCACAAGUUCACUAUCAGUCAAUAUAAAUGCUACAAAUAACACUACUAGUACCACCACCACCUCUGGCACAACUACCACAACCAUCAACAAAAAUUCCCUUAACUCUGAGCUUCAAUCACUACAGGAUAACAAUCAAGCACUGAACUCACAAAUAGAUCGUGAUGUUUUAUCAACAAACUCUAGAGACAACAUUACAGCCACAUCACCAAAUAUAUCAGCUCCCGUGUUAAGCACUAAAAAGUUCUCAGAUCGUUCAGGAACUACAACUACUACUACAAAUCAUCAUCAACUUUUCUCACCACAAAAUACAACAAACAACAAUUCUUAUUCAUCAACACCUGCCACGACAUUGGGAACAAGUCAGAGACGCACUACAUCCCUAUUAAAUAUUUUCUCUUCAAAUUCACAGGUGUCGGGCAUAUUGCGAAGUCGACGUGACAAAACGAAAACUAAAAAAUCAAAGAAAAAGAAAGAUGGCGAAAUGGCGGAUAACAUUAAGGAAGAACGCACUCAAAGUGUGGACAGAGCAGGUAAUAGUUCUAUGGAAUAUGAUGACCAGGGUAAAACAAAACAACAAAACUCAAGUACAACAAAUUCUGGAUUAUUAGCCAUAACUUCAAAACUAGUAGGAACUGGUACAGAAACAGGAGGAGCAUCGACUUCGGGUAUCUCAAAUAUACCUGAUGUGUCUUCAACGUCGGGUUUAGCUGAUAACAGUGUCAGUGGAACCGCCGAUUCAAAUCAUACCAACAAAAUCAAUAAUACAGCUUCAACAGCUGGUCAGCAGUUUAGUGGCAAUGAAGUUGACGAAGAUGGUUACAGCCUUCAACCACCCAAAGAGGUUGCCUGGGAUGAAAAUAAAGAGAACGCUGGUAGUUUCUAUUCUGAUUCCGAUUCAGAAUCUGAUAACGAUAGGCCAGAGAAGAGAAUACAUGUAAAAAUAAAACCUUUAAAUAACGGCCAGGCGCCCAUGUCCGCAAGUGUGGAUGAAUUAAGGGCGACCGUUGAAAAUAUUUCAUUAUCGCCAACAGGAGUAUUUUCGCAGCACAGCCAGCAGUUGCAACAACAAUCUAGACUAACUUCGCGACAACAAUCACCGGAAAUUUCGAAUGCUUCCACACCAACGGCAGCAGUACAUCCGUAUGCACCUUUACAAAGUCCCACAUUGUCUAUGUCAAACAAUUCAAAGUAAGACUAAAACACAAUCUCAUUAAUAUAUUACAUAUAUUAUUUUAUAUAUACUAUGAAUUUUUAUAGAUAUGCCGAUCUCGGUGAUAUAUUUUCUGAAUUGGGCGACGUAAGUUCAUCAGCUCCAGCUUCAGCAAAUCUGACAAAAACUCAAGGUCGACAAAUACCAACUCCAACUUCUGGAACAGGUAGUAGUAUUGCUAUACCAAGACCGCCUUCAAGGAGAUCAGAAAUGUUAGUAGGUGCUAGAGGGCGCAUUAGUCCUGCACCGAUUAAUACCAUUAAUCGAGCGGAUAGUAUAGGCUCCUUGGAAUUCCGCACAGCCAUUGGUGGUAUUAGCUCUUCCAGAGGGCCCUCACCCCUAACCAUUGGAAUCUCUGAUACUAUACCGCUGGCGGUAGCAUUUCACGAAAUUAUUCAUGCUUACUUUAGAGGUAGCGAUGAAUCACGAUGUCAAGUUAAAAUAUCUGGAGAUAUGAUGUUAUCAUUCCCUGCCGGUAUUGCGGGUUUGUUGGCUAAUAACCCCAAUCCAGCUAAAUUAGGCUUUCGUAUUAAAAAUGUACAAAAUUUAGAACAUUUUAUACCAAAUAGUAAAUUAGUGCAAACGGAUAAAAAUCAAUCCAGUUCAUUUAGCACUAUGCUAGAAUUUAAUAUGCCAGCAUUAACAGCAUUAUUGAGACGUCAGGCGGAACAGAAUCCUACAGCUUCAUAUUUCAACGUGGAUAUACUAAAGUAUCAAGUGCGCACUAAGCCUGGGGCUAGUUCGUGUCCGUUUCAACUGGUUAGCUAUUGGAAAUGUGAACCCACCUUUACAGCUCUCAAGGUUGAUUACAAAUAUAAUAAUCAUGCCAUGAGUGCGGCAUGUCCACUUUUAAAUGUAACACUACUUGUGCCAGUUAAUGGAUCAGUUCGAAACGUACAAUCUAAACCUCAUUCGGCAUGGUUGGGCGAAUCGAAUCGCUUGGUAUGGAAUUUUACCGAUAUAUCCCAAAAUUCCCAAGACGGUGGAGUUGGUACGUUGAGAGCUCGUUUAGAGCUAAGCGAUGGACCGUCUACACCAGCUUUGCUAACAACACAAUUCAAUUGUGAAGGUACAACAUUGUCUGGCAUAGAAUUUGAAUUACAUGGUCAUGGCUACCGAGUGUCGUUGGUAAAAAAGAGAUUUGUGUCAGGUAAAUAUGUGUGUGAAGGAGAUGGUGUACGUAGUGCGGCCACACCAACACCACCGUCUGUUGGUUCAUCUAGUCCAUUUUCGGGAAAAUCAAACUAAAUAAUUUUUAAAAAUAUAUAUUAACUAGAAACGGAUGCCUCAAUUAAUUGUUUGUUACUAAAUAUAAUAAUAAUAACAAUAAAAAAGAAAAAAAGAAACUUUUUUAUAUAUUAAAACCAAACAACAUUCAAAA
Messenger RNA from Lucilia cuprina (Australian sheep blowfly), 4060 nucleotides. Its product is annotated as F-BAR domain only protein 2. Gene Ontology annotation, biological process: clathrin coat assembly; clathrin-dependent endocytosis. Gene Ontology annotation, cellular component: clathrin-coated pit; clathrin-coated vesicle; plasma membrane. The transcript has 15 exons. NCBI's taxonomy places the organism in Eukaryota, Metazoa, Arthropoda, Insecta, Diptera, Calliphoridae. The record is from RefSeq and is a predicted model, not a curated record.